AUGAAUCUUUUUAGUCAAAUAUUAUUAUCUGAAGCGCAUCCAAAUGUGAAAUUAUCUAAAGAUAUAUUUUAUAGUUUAAUUGUCAAAUCAUCUGGUAGUGCUACACGAUUAAUCAGAUUAUUGAUGAAAAGUUUUUUUACACAAGAUGAAUUAGCUGCUUCAUCAUUAUCCGGUGAAGGCAUUUAUAAACAACGCCUUGAACCAAGUGUAACAGAGGCAAUUAAAAUAUUCAUACGUCAAAGACAUCCUCAACUGAAAACUGGAUCCAUCAAUUUAUGUAUGACAGACGUGUGUGUUCAAGCUCGAAGAGUUGCUAAUAACCAAAGAAGUCGACAACAUCCCACAAGAAACUCACCAACUAUGCAAGAAUCUUUCAAAUCACACAGAAAUUGUUCGAAUGACCAGGAAGAAUGUGAUGGUCGUUUAGGACUUAAAAAUCGAACAAAUAAUUCAGUUCGUUUAAAUUCAACUGGAAAAAUUCCCAAACACACUCACGACAUUAUAACAGAAACAAAUACAAAGAUAACAACAACGUCAACUACACCAACAACCAAUUCCACAACGAAUGAAUAUGAUUCUAGUUAUUGUAUAGAAAUUCCAAAAUCUGAAAUUAUUGACACACAUUUCUCAGAAUCCGAAAAUGAUGAACCUAUUUUACAAAUAGUCGAUGAAAGAAAUGAAAUAGCCUCAGAUAAUAUUGGUACACCAGCGUCAUGUUCAGUGAAUUCUUUUAUGUCAGAUCAAAAUAUAACGAAAUGUAAUAUUGAUUAAAAAAGGGAUGAAAAACACUGAAUUGGUAAAUUAUUAAUAAUCUAUUGCAGGCUGUGCAUGUUUCUAAA
Messenger RNA from Schistosoma turkestanicum, 839 nucleotides. Lineage: Eukaryota; Metazoa; Platyhelminthes; Trematoda; Strigeidida; Schistosomatidae. The record is from the annotation of a GenBank genome assembly.